Molecule: messenger RNA, 831 nt
Organism: Blepharisma stoltei
Lineage: Eukaryota; Ciliophora; Heterotrichea; Heterotrichida; Blepharismidae
Source: the annotation of a GenBank genome assembly
AUGGAAGGCGACCAAAAAAAGCCUAGAAGGCUUCGAGUCUUCAGAGAAAUGACUGAAGGGCGAGCACUUCAAGAGCCUUUACCCCAAAUCAUUGGAAAUCCUAUUGGUAUUCCAGGUACCCAAAAUGUUGGUAAAUAUAUGUUCAUAAAGAAUUAUGAAAUUAGGCCAAUCCAACCCAUCCCUCAAGACUUUAGAGUUCUUGAGGAUGAAUCUUCCAAAUUUUGUGAAAAUACUUUUCACGAUACAAUCUUCGACCAAGAACAGCUAGCUUUCAGCCAUUCCAGUGGCAGUGCAACUCAAAGCCCAAUGAUCACUGUGAGCACUGAAGAAAGCAGCAGAGAAAGUUCUGAUGAUCACAGAAGAAAACCAAAAAAAAGGCCUCUCGAUGAAGAAGAAAUGUCGCUCUACAUUGUCAAUGUUGAAGCUGUAGAACGUGGGGAAGAUAUUCGAACUACGAUAAUGAUAAAAAACAUUCCGAACAAAUAUACUCAGAAAAUGCUGCUUCAAACAAUUGAUAAAAAGUUUGUGGGAACUUAUGAUUUUUUUUAUCUACCGAUUGAUUUUAAGGUAAAAUUUAUGCAGAAUAAGUGCAACGUAGGAUAUGCAUUUAUUGAUUUCAUUGAUUAUAGAUAUAUUCCAGCCUUCUACUUAGAGUUCGAAGGCAAAAAAUGGGAAAGGUUUAACUCAGAUAAAAUCUGCUCAUUAGCAUAUGGAAGAAUCCAAGGACGACAAGCCUUGAUUCAGCAUUUCCAAAGUUCAUCUGUUAUGAAUCAAGAGGACACAAAGGUGAAACCAUUGAUUUUACCUUUCAAAAACCCAAACAUGGGCUAA